Caenorhabditis angaria is the source of this 695-nucleotide messenger RNA. Lineage: Eukaryota; Metazoa; Nematoda; Chromadorea; Rhabditida; Rhabditidae. The record is from the annotation of a GenBank genome assembly.
AUGACAACUCCAGAAGAGGAAAAACAAGUCGACAAACAUAAUUGGGGAAGUGAUGAAUUGUCAAAGGUGAGCAAAUUUGAAAAUGAAACAAAAUAUUUUUGAAAAAAUUGAAAAUGGCGGGAAUGUUAACAAAAAACGGAGUGAGUGUAAAGUGUGUCUUUUCUUAUUUAAUAUUUUUUUAUUUUGGAAGAAAAAGAAAUCAAUUUCAAAUUUAUAUUUACUUGAAAUGAGCGAAAGUAGUGAAGAAAGCGAUUUUGAUGAACAUUAUAUUCCUGAGGUACUAAUUUUUGAAUUCUGUCAAGUAAAUUGCAUAUUAUUGUUUUAUUAAUAGAUUUUUUAAAGGUUUCUGAUACUCAAGAAGAAAGAGAAGAUACAAAAAUGUCAGCAGCAGCUUUGGAUAAAAUGAUAAGUUCUGCAGUUCCAACUCGUCCAAAAAUUAAUAUCAAAAGAGAAGAUUUAUUGAUGAUUAUGAAUGAAUUGGAAUUACCGGAAGUAAGUCUUUUUGAGAAAAGAUUUAGAGAGAAUACAAAAUAAAUUCAAUUAAUUACCGAAAAAAUUGAAUUUGAUCCAUCUAAAUAGGAUUCUCUUCCAUUCUUUUUUUCAUGUUUUUUUGUUUCCAGGCAACAGUUCGUUCAAAAUUGAUCGAAACAAAUGGAGAUGCUCGAGCUGCUCUUCGAUCUCUAAUCGGGUUCUGA